CUAACUCAAAAAACUCUCUCUCUGUCUCUCUCACUCUCUAACCCUACUCUCUCCUAUAAUAUACAUACACCAUCCCAUCAACCAUAAUUUUCACCAUGCAAGCUCACACAUUCUCCUACAUAUCCUCAAUUCAAACUAAUAAUGACACUGUUGAUGAGUCUUCCAUUUCACUCUCACUUGGCCCUCCUGGUACACACCACAAACCUAAACUUCAUCAUCAACAUCAUCAUCAUCAUAAUCACCUCCAAAACCAAAACUUUACCAUUGAUGAUGAGCAAAGUGGUGUAACAGUUGCACUUCACAUUGGUCUUCCAUCAAACAUUUCACAAAACAUAACACCUAUUAGUAAACCUGAUCAUCAUUUGGCUUCAGCUCCAAUUCAAGGUCAAUAUUGGAUUCCUUCACCUGCUCAAAUCCUCAUUGGACCAACACAGUUCUCUUGCACAGUGUGCAAUAAAAUGUUCAACCGUUUCAAUAAUAUGCAGAUGCAUAUGUGGGGACAUGGAUCACAAUACAGAAAAGGACCAGAAUCUCUAAGAGGAGUAAAACCAGCUUCAUCAAUGUUAAGACUUCCUUGCUAUUGCUGUGCAGAGGGAUGCAAGAACAACAUAGAGCAUCCAAGGUCAAGGCCACUCAAGGAUUUCAGAACACUUCAAACACACUACAAGAGGAAGCAUGGAGCAAAGCCAUUUGGGUGUAGAAAGUGUGGGAAACCAUUUGCAGUUAGAGGUGACUGGAGAACACAUGAGAAAAACUGUGGAAAGCUUUGGUUUUGUAUCUGUGGAUCUGAUUUCAAACACAAGAGAUCUCUUAAAGAUCAUGUUCGUGCUUUCGGUGAUGGUCAUGCUCCACACACCGUCGAGAGUUGUGAAGAUCAAGAAGUGUUGUUAGGUGAUGAAUAUGAUGAGGAAUUUGAAGGAGAUGAAAAUUAUGAAGAUGAUGAUGAUAAUGAUAACAUUGAUCGAAUGGUUUUUGGUUUUUAAUCUAUAAUAACUAAUACCAUGGUUUUAAUUCCGAAAAACACGUUAUAUCAUGCUAUCAGGCAUCAGCUAUGACUCUUAUGUAAGAUUAUAACGGAUUUGAAAUCUUGACUAAUACGAUUUCUAAUUCUCUA
Messenger RNA from Medicago truncatula (barrel medic), 1114 nucleotides. Its product is annotated as zinc finger protein WIP6. The coding region runs from base 96 to 983 and encodes 295 amino acids. Gene Ontology annotation, molecular function: DNA-binding transcription factor activity. Gene Ontology annotation, cellular component: nucleus. NCBI's taxonomy places the organism in Eukaryota, Viridiplantae, Streptophyta, Magnoliopsida, Fabales, Fabaceae. The record is from RefSeq and is a predicted model, not a curated record. Gene Ontology annotation, biological process: anatomical structure development; regulation of gene expression. The transcript is spliced from 2 exons.